CUGUGUGUGUGUGUGUGUGCGCGUGUGUAUGUGCGCGCGUGUGUUUUAAGGGAAAAAAAAAAAAGAGCCCACAGUCCAGUCCAGUCAGACCCAGCCUGGGAGGCUUGCGAGCCGGCCUUUCGUAAUUGCCCCCUCCCCGUGGCCCCCUCCCCGAGGCCUCCCCCUUCUCCCGCCCUCCCGCCCGCCCUCUCUCCCUCCCUCCUUCCCUCGCAGCCGAGGAGGCAGCAAUUACGCUUUGGGGAUAAAACGAGGCGCAGAGAGCGGGCUGGGGCAUUUCUCCCCGAGAUGGCGGGUCUGACAGCUGCGGCUCGGCGGCCCGGAGUCCUCCUGCUCCUGCUGUGCAUCCUCCACCCCUCGCAGCCUGGAGGGGUCCCGGGAGCUGUUCCUGGUGCAGUUCCUGGAGGCGUCUUCUUCCCAGGGGCUGGUCUCGGAGGCCUGGGAGGAGGAGCACUGGGCCCUGCAGGCAAACCAGCCAAGCCAGGUGUUGGAGGGCUCGCCGGCGCUGGCCUUGGGGCAGGUGCCUUCCCAGGGGCACUGGUGCCCGGUGGCCCGGCUGGCGCUGCUGCCGCCUAUAAAGCUGCUGCCAAGGCCGGUGCUGCUGGUCUCGGCGGGGUAGGCGGCAUCGGUGGUGUUGGCGGCUUAGGAGUGUCUACAGGUGCGGUGGUGCCUCCGCUCGGAGCCGGAGUCGGGGCUGGAGCGAAGCCUGGGAAAGUGCCAGGUGUGGGGCUCCCAGGUGCAUACCCGGGCGGAGUGCUCCCAGGCGCAGGAGCUCGGUUCCCGGGCAUAGGGGUCCUCCCCGGGGUUCCCACUGGAGCAGGAGUCAAGCCCAAGGCCCCAGCUGGGGGCGGAGCUUUUGCUGGAAUCCCAGGAGUUGGACCCUUCGGAGGGCAGCAGCCUGGAGUCCCGCUGGGAUACCCCAUCAAGGCACCCAAGCUGCCAGGUGGCUAUGGACUGCCCUACAGCACUGGGAAACUGCCCUAUGGCUAUGGGCCUGGAGGAGUGGCUGGUGCUGCGGGCAAGGCUGGGUAUCCAACAGGGACAGGGGUUGGCACACAGGCUGCAGCAGCAGCAGCUAAAGCAGCAGCGAAGCUUGGUGCUGCAGGAGCCGGAGUUCUUCCUGGUGUUGGUGUUGGUGGUGCUGGCAUUCCUGGUGUGCCUGGCGCAAUUCCUGGCAUCGGAGGCAUCGCAGGGGUCGGGGCUCCAGAUGCUGCUGCUGCUGCCGCCGCUGCUAAGGCAGCCAAAUUCGGUGCUGCUGGAGGCCUUGGCCCAGGAGUAAUCGGUGUCCCAGGAGUUGGAGUACCUGGUGUUGGGGUCCCUGGUGUUGGGGUUCCAGGUGUUGGGGUCCCUGGUGUUGGGGUUCCAGGUGUGGUUCCAGGUGUUGGAGUCCCAGGUGUUGGAGUCCCUGGUGUUGGAGUCCCGGGUGUCGGAGUUCCAGGGGCUGUGUCACCAGCCGCAGCUGCUAAAGCAGCGGCCAAAGCAGCCAAAUUCGGGGCCAGAGGCGGAGUGGGAGUUGGAGGCAUUCCCACAUUUGGGGCUGGCCCUGGGGGCUUUCCUGGCUACGGAGAUGCAGCAGCAGCUCAGGCAGCUGCAGCCGCCAAGGCAGCCAAGAUCGGUGCUGGGGCAGCAGGAGCCCUGGGAGGGCUGGUGCCAGGUGCCCCCGGAGCAAUACCAGGCGUGCCAGGUGUUGGAGGGGUGCCAGGGGUCGGGACUCCAGCAGCUGCAGCCGCCAAAGCCGCCGCCAAAGCCGCCCAGUUUGGUUUAGCCCCUGGAGUCGGUGUGGCUCCCGGAGUUGUGGCUCCCGGCGUCGCUCCCGGCGUCGUGGCUCCCGGCAUUGGCGUGGCUCCCGGCGUCGUGGCUCCCGGCAUCGGCGUGGCUCCCGGCAUUGGCCUUGGCCCCGGCGGUGUCAUAGGAGCAGGGGUCCCAGCUGCUGCCAAGUCCGCUGCUAAGGCCGCCGCCAAAGCCCAGUUGCGGGCUGCCGCCGGGCUUCCCGCUGGCGUUCCUGGCCUUGGAGUGGGUGUUGGCGUUCCUGGCCUUGGAGUCGGGGUCGGAGUUCCUGGACUUGGGGCAGCGGCAGUACCUGGAACCCUGGCCGCAGCUAAGGCAGCCAAGUUCGCACCAGGAGGAGUCGGGGCCCUUGGAGGGAUUGGAGAUCUUGGCGGAGCUGGCAUUCCAGGUGGUGUGGCAGGACCUGCUGCUGCAGCUGCUGCCGCCAAAGCUGCCGCCAAAGCCGCCCAAUUUGGCCUGGGGGGAGUCGGUGGGCUCGGAGUCGGAGGACUGGGAGUUGGUGGGCUUGGAGCUGUCCCAGGGGCUGUGGGCCUUGGAGGUGUGUCUCCAGCUGCAGCUGCUAAAGCAGCCAAAUUUGGUGCCGCUGGCCUUGGAGGUGUCCUAGGAGCCGGCCGGCCAUUCCCACUUGGAGGAGUUGCAGCAAGGCCUGGCUUCGGACUGUCUCCUAUUUUCCCAGGUGGAGCCGGGGGCCUGGGAGUUGGUGGCAAACCUCCCAAGGCCUUCGGAGGGGCCCUGGGAGCCCUGGGAUUCCAAGGUGGGGCCUGCCUGGGGAAAUCCUGCGGCCGGAAGAGAAAGUGAGCCCCCCGGGACCCCUGACUCACGACCUCAUCAACGUUGGUGCUACUGCUUCGUGGAGAAUGUAAACCCUCUGUGACCCCACCCCCCUUCCCCAUGCCCCCUCCUAAGCUCCCACCCCGGGUGGGAACGGGGCAGGACGGGCGGCCUUGGAAAUCCACAGGGCAAGGAGGCAAGAGAGUGGUGGCCAAGCGGGCCCCGGGAGGCCCCCCCCUUCAGAGGCACGGGCUGGGUGGGCUUGGCCCCCUGCCCCCACGCCCUUCCCACCCAGGAACUCCCCCUUCAUACGCUCUCCAUCUCUAGGGGGACUUGGUGCUACACGCUGGUGCUUUCACUCUUCCUGCGGGGAGGGAGGAGGGAAGGGCAGCCCGUUAGGGAACCCCCUCCCUGGGGCUCCUCUGAAGAUGGUGCAGACACUUCCUGGGCAGUCUCGCCUCCCCCUGCCCACCAGGACCCACUUCUGGCUGCGGUCCAGUUGGUACCCAAGCAUCGAAACCCUCACGCUGGAUUGGGUCAUGCCAUCUCUUGGCCUCCUUGGCCCCCCUUUCCCCAACCCAUCGCUGUUCCCCAUGUCCGGACUCCCCCCAACCCUGUAUUGGGAACAGCCCUCUUGCUCUUGUGGAAUUCAUCCGCCCGUCUGUCCAUCCGUCCGUCCAUCCUUAUCCCGGUUUGGCUGCCCGGCACCCCUAGCUGGCUGGGCGCUCCCACCAUCGACUCGGUUAACCUGUCAUGGCAGCCUGGGCCCAGCCUCCACCCCAUCGCACACACCCCUACGAAGGGGCCCCGAGCCUCUGGGUGUGAGGAGCUGUACCAGCCGGGGCCACAGGAAUCUCCCCCCCAACCUGGGUCUCCCCCCACGCAGUACUGUAUCCCCGACCCCUCCUCGAGCCACUGUACUUCAGAGCAUUUCUCCCCUGCCCCGCCCAUCUCUAUGUGUCUCGCUGUGAUAGAUCAAUAAAUAUUUUAUUUUUUGUCCUGGA
Odocoileus virginianus texanus is the source of this 3560-nucleotide messenger RNA. It is a transcript of the gene ELN, whose product is annotated as elastin. NCBI's taxonomy places the organism in Eukaryota, Metazoa, Chordata, Mammalia, Artiodactyla, Cervidae. Gene Ontology annotation, molecular function: extracellular matrix structural constituent. The record is from RefSeq and is a predicted model, not a curated record.